GGCACACGCUGGAAUUGUUGACGUAUAGCGUAUGGUUUAUGAAGUCACUCCAUGUUUCUUAAGGUGAUCCAUUGUGAAUUCAUCCCAUGAAUUUUAGUAAAAUCAACCUAUUUGUCGUGUAUAUACUAAUUAUUAGCUUAUGAGGACUUUAACGAUGAUGAAUCAACCUGUUCCAUUCCAUAAACCAAAUAAAAAUGUGGAGAGUGAUUCGACAAGCCUACUUUAGAACUUGGAGCGCGAACGACAAACUCACAAUAAGCAUAACACAAAGUCUCUUGUAUCAACUCUCCGGGCAGGCUGCAUCUGCAUGCACGCGACAUGCUAAAAUGGGAAAGGAGAGGAUCUCCAGGAUUAGGAGCUGCAAAAUCGUGGUUGACCUUGAAACCACGGAGACAUUCUUGGGGGCGACACGAGCACGACACGACUCAGACUCGCACCGGAGAGAGCGCGCGCAUGGCGACCAGCAUGCGUCCGUCGAUUUAGGACAGGACGGCAUCUUCCCAAUCGCGCACCACCACCACCAUUGCCGCCGAGCCCGGACCUUCGAUUCCCCAGUUUAAGUGAUAGCUGCUCCGGCCUUGACGCAUUCUUCUUUGGCCGCGCCAAGGACCAACCGGAGGGGGCUUGCUCGCCGCACCUCCCCUCUCUCUCUCUCUCUCUCUCUCUCUCUCUCUCUCUCUCUCUCUCUCUCUCGCCGUCGAGCUGAGAGCGCCGUUCAAGAUAUCACUCGGACUGGUCCGUGACGGUCAGCGACUGGUUGCGUCGCCGCCGGAGCCGUGACCGGGCACAAUAAUGGCGGGAGCCGUGAUCGUGCACCACCACACGAGGUACAAGACGUACCCCGGCGAGGUCACCGGCAUCGUCUUCUUCUCCUGCCUCAUCGCCUCCUUCGCCGGAUGCAUCUUCGGCUAUGACAUCGGCCUCACCUCCGGGUUGACGUCGUCGGAGCCAUACAUGGUCAAGUUCUUCCCGUCCAUCUACGAGGAGAUGAAGAAGCAGGUGGUCGUCAACCAGUACUGCAAGUUCGACAGCCAGAUGCUGACGCUGUUCUGCUCCUCCCUCUUCCUCUCCGCGACGGUGUGCGCCUUCUUCGCCGGCCCAAUGACCCGUUCCUUCGGACGCAAGUGGACCCUGUUCUCCGCCGCGUCCGCGUACGUGGCCGGCGCUUGCAUCGGCGGCGUGUCCGUGAACUUCCCCAUGCUGCUCACCGGCCGGAUUCUCGUCGGCGCCGGCGUCGGCAUCUCCAUUCAAGCGGCUCCGCUGUACAUCUCGGAGAUGGCGCCGGCGCAGCAGCGCGGGAUGCUCAACAUCCUGUUCCAGCUGAUGAUCACGAUUGGGAUCCUGACGGCGAACAUGACCAACUACCUGGGGUCCAAGGUCCCGGGCGGCUGGGGCUGGCGCAUCGCCGUGGCGUUCGGCGCCAUCCCGGCCGCCGUGAUCGCGCUGGGCGCGCUGGCGAUCCCGGACACCCCGACGUCGCUGAUCGAGCGCGGCGACACGGCGACGGCGCGCAAGACGCUGCUCCAGAUCCGCGGCGUCGGCGACGUCCGCGAGGAGUUCGACGACCUGUCGACGGCGAGCGAGGACGCCAAGGCCGUGGAGUGCCCGUGGCGGGAGCUCUUCUUCGGCGGCAAGUACAAGCCGCAGCUGACGUUCGCGCUGCUCAUCCCUUUCUUCCAGCAGCUCACCGGCAUCAACGUCAUCAUGUUCUACGCGCCGGUGCUCUUCAAGACCGUCGGGUUCAAGCAGAACGCCACCCUCGUGUCCUCCGUCAUCACCGGCCUCGUCAACGUCUUCUCCACCUUCGUCUCCACCGUCACCGCCGACAAGGUCGGCCGCCGCGCGCUCUUCCUCCAAGGCGGCACCCAGAUGAUCAUCUCACAGAUCCUUGUGGGGACGUUCAUCGGGCUGCAGUUCGGCAUGAGCGGGACGGGGGACAUCUCGGAGCAGUACGCCAUGUGCAUCGUGCUGUUCGUGUGCGUGUACGUGGCCGGCUUCGCGUGGUCGUGGGGUCCCAUGGGGUGGCUGAUCCCCAGCGAGAUCUACCCGCUGGCCGUCCGGAACGCGGCGAUGAGCAUCACGGUGGCCGUCAACAUGUUCUUCACGGCCUUCAUCGGGCAGAUCUUCCUCACGCUGCUCUGCCACCUCCGCUUCGGCCUCUUCUACUUCUUCGGCGCCUGGGUGCUGCUCAUGACGCUCUUCAUCGCCAUGCUGCUCCCGGAGACCAAGAACGUGCCCAUCGAGGAGAUGGCCCACGUCUGGAAGAAGCACUGGUUCUGGCGCAAGUUCGUCAUCGACACCAGCAAUGACGCCCGCAGCGCCGAGAUGAGGAAGAGGAUAGCACUAGAGAUGAGCUGAUCGUCACCAUCCAUGUUCAUGCAUUCUCCAUUCAUUGCACAUGCACUUCUUUUCUUUUCUUAGGCAGGCAGGUCAAGGAAAUUACAUUCCAUGCAUACACAACACAAGCGCCAAGUAAACUAAACCCAAGUCAAUUAAUUACACACCCUCAAUAGCUAGGAUGCAGAACAUAUAUGAAUGUUUGUUGUAGGUUGAUCAUAAUCCUAGCAUGUCUUGUAACUAGCAAGAUGAUCCGCGCAAAUUGUAAGGAUAUCUAGAUUUUUUUUUUCCAUUCUAACAUUUGAGGUUUUUCUUGAUCGAGUAGUGCAGAUAGUUUUGCUUAUGUGUUUGAAGUAAUUGUUCCCUCCUCCAUAUAUUAUCAUUAAGCAAAUUCUUUGCUUGAAACUA
Sorghum bicolor (sorghum) is the source of this 2745-nucleotide messenger RNA. RefSeq names its product sugar carrier protein C. Gene Ontology annotation, cellular component: membrane. The coding region runs from base 793 to 2358 and encodes 521 amino acids. Gene Ontology annotation, biological process: monosaccharide transmembrane transport. Gene Ontology annotation, molecular function: monosaccharide transmembrane transporter activity. The transcript is spliced from 4 exons. NCBI's taxonomy places the organism in Eukaryota, Viridiplantae, Streptophyta, Magnoliopsida, Poales, Poaceae. The record is from RefSeq and is a predicted model, not a curated record.